AAUGGUUUAAAAAACGUGUGUAGUGGUGAUACUGGUCAUUUUCCACAAAACAUUACUAAUAAUUUGUGAAAAUGGCAAAUAUUUGAAUAUUUAUUGAUUUUAUUGAUCUUUGUUAAGAAAAAUAUCCUGAAAUUAAAAAUUUAAUGGGUCAUGAUUGGAGAAUAGCAGUUCAAGCAAUAUUUUGUGUAUUAUUACAAAUAAUUACGGCCAUAUUAAUACGUCAAUCAUCAUGGAAAUUAAUUUUUCUUGUUGCUUACAUUGUUGGAGGAACAAUAAAUCAUUCAUUAUCAUUAGCCCUACACGAAUUAACACAUAAUUUAGCGUUUGGACAUUCAAGACCAAUGUGUAAUAGAAUACUUGGAUUUAUUACAAAUUUACCACUAGGCGUUCCAGCAUCAAUCACAUUAAAAAAAUAUCACCUUGAUCAUCAUAGAUUUCAGGGAGAUGGUGUGUACGAUACAGAUAUACCAACGAAUCUAGAAGUAAUGUUAUUUUCAACACGUCUAGGAAAAUUUAUAUUUUUGAUAAUAAUGCCAUUACUAUAUUCAUUUCGUCCAAUGUUUGUUUUACCAAAAGCUAUUCAUUUAUUAGAAGUCGUUAAUUUUAUAACAGCAUUUUCAUUUGAUUUUAUAAUGUACUAUUAUUUUGGAGGAAAAGCAGCAACUUAUUUUAUAUUAAGUACAAUAUUAGGACUAUCAGUACAUCCACUUUCAGGACAUUUUAUUGCUGAACAUUAUGUAUUUACAGAAGGACAUGAAACAUAUUCUUAUUAUGGUCCAUUGAAUUGGAUUACUUACAAUGUGGGAUAUCACAAUGAGCAUCAUGAUUUUCCAUUUAUACCCGGAUAUAAAUUACCAAAAGUACGUCAAAUAGCCGCUGAGUAUUACGAUAAUCUACCACAUUAUGAUAGUUGGACAAAAGUUUUAUAUGAUUUUGUUAUGAAUCAAGAUGUUGGUCCAUGGUCCAGAGUAACACGUCCGAGUAAAAUGGGAAAAUCUGUUGUUAUUAGUCAACAAGAAUAUGAAAAGCAAGUAGCGAAAGCUGAAAACUAG
Didymodactylos carnosus is the source of this 1052-nucleotide messenger RNA. The record is from the annotation of a GenBank genome assembly. Lineage: Eukaryota; Metazoa; Rotifera; Eurotatoria; Philodinida; Philodinidae.